CAUACACACACUCMCACACACAGACRCACACACAAACAGAGGAGCACGCUGAAACCAAAGAGAUACUGGGCGCACUUACACAUCCACACAACUCAACUUAUUACACCGCAAGUUCACAUUCAAGACACUCAGCCUUGCUUUGCACAGACUUGUUUCUUUCUUUUCCUUUUUUCGUUUUAUUUUAUGAAUUUCAAAAACAUGAGGACAGUUUUGCUUCGCGUUUGUGCCGGACUCUUGCUUACAGCCACCUUGGUGCCGCAAACCAGCUGGGCGGUGGACUUCUCCGGCAACUCCUACCAGCGAUGGGACUCUCGAGGACCCUACAAUCUGGGAUCCGAACCUGGUAACCCCACCUCUUGCCCCGUGAAACUCAGACCCUCGGGCCACUGCGGGAGCUCUGGGCCYGGGACGGAGGAGGGCGAGGACUGUCCCUACCAGCUCACCCUGCCUCCCCUCACCAUUCAGCUGCCCAAGCAGUUCAGGCUGCUGGAGAAGACGAUGAAGGAGCUGCAGAGCCUGAAGGAGACGGUGAACAAGCUGAAAAGUGGGUGCCAGGAGAGCUGCGGGGCACAAGGCAACGAGGCGCUCGGGUAUGAGCGAGGGGACGGGGGACAGGCGCCGGGCUCGAUUCAAAGGGACGCUGAAGAGGGAAUCAGACAAGACCUGAUGACACAUGGUGGAUUUAGCCAAGAGGAGAGGGGAGAUGGGACGGUUCCUGGAGCUACCGUGGAUGGUACUGGACUGGGGCAAGGUGCCARUUAUGGAAAAAUCCCUUCACAUCCAAGCACUGUGCAGGAAAUGCAAGUGAAGCUCAAUAGGAUGUCAGCCAGCCUACGCAACGCCAGGAGCCAGAUCUCGGCUCUGCAGGGCCGURUGGAGGAGCUCAACCUGCUCAACAUGGACAACGUGCAGGCUAUGGUGGACAGACGGGUGGAGAACAUCACCGGGGUGGUGAACAAGCUCAGCUCAUCCUGCAACACACAAUGUGCCGUACAGAACAGCCCUCAGUUUAUCUUGGCCCCCCGUGACUGCUCAGACUAUAAUGUGAUGGAGGUGAGGAAGAAUGGUGUUUAUCGUGUGACCCCUGAUCCUCGCAAUGGGACAUUUGAGGUUUUCUGCGAGAUGGAGUCCUUCGGAGGAGGCUGGACCGUGAUUCAGCAACGUCUCGAUGGAUCUGUCAGUUUUAACCGCACCUGGGCCGAAUAUAAGAAAGGUUUUGGAAACCUCAGAGGGGAGUUUUGGCUGGGCAAUGACUAUGUUCACUUGCUGACAAAAGCCAAAGACAUGGUUCUGCGAAUAGAGCUGGAGGAUUUUGAGGGUGUUCGGGAAUAUGCAAAGUACGACCAGUUCUACGUGGCUAACGAGUACCUGCGCUACCGGCUAUCGAUCAGCGGAUACAGUGGGACGGCUGGAAACGCCAUGAGUUUCAACAAGCACUUCAACCACGACCAGAAAUUCUUCUCCACYCCCGACCGCGACAACGACAUGUACCCCUCCGGAAACUGCGGCGCCUACUACAGCUCCGGCUGGUGGUUCGACGCCUGCAUGUCCGUCAACCUCAACGGGAAGUACUACCACAAGAGGUACAAGGGCGUCAGGAAUGGGAUCUUCUGGGGGACGUGGCACAACAUGUCGACGGAGUAUUACCCCACCAACUACAGGCAGGCCUUCAAAACGGUCAAGAUGAUGAUACGGCCCAAAAACUACGCCCCUUAAGAAGGAUGUUUUGGGGAAUAGAAUGGAAGAAAAAAAAAGUCAUACAUUUCCCUAUAUUCAUUCAUUCGCACACAUUUCCCUGAACAACUCUAAUUCUGAAAAAAGGUGCAAAAUAAAAUAAAACGAAGGAUGCAAUGAUUUGUAAAUCUCAUAAAUCUAUAUGAAACAGAGAAAACAAAUCAAGUGUCAAAAUUAGGAAAUUAUACUUUUUUUUGGUGGGUAAUAGAAUUUUAUUGCAGCAACAUAUUAAAAAAUGAGAACAAGACCCCUUUUUUCCCCCAAUAACUUUUUAGAAAUGUUUAGGAACUGAGGAAACCAGUUGCUGGUGGAUUGUUGUCUCAACUUUUGAUUGGUUUACUGUGUCUGAUUGCGACUGAAACAUUUGCAAAUCUUUYCAUUCUGUUURGACUUACAUUUUCUCUUUACAAAGUCUCAGUUUUUAUCAAAAUUUGGGUUGGACACCAAAAAGGACUGUAGCACCACCGAUAGAAUGCAGUACUAACAAACUAAUGGUGGAAUAUCUUGUUACAUUUUGCACUGUGGUGAGUGUGGCCUUUAAAAUGAUGGAUUAAUAUGAUGCUGACAAAAAAAAAAAAAGAAGAGAAGGACUGAUUUGCAAACUAACACACAUGCAGCGUAAAAGGCCAGCCUCCUACAGGGGCCAUGAUAUUACACGGAAGCUGACCGUGAAUAAUUUUUCACUGGUCUCUGACAUUUCUCCACUCUUUUUUUUUUUUGUCCCGCUCCCCUCCUGCUGUAAGCCCCCGCUGAGACGCAGUGCAGCACACACCAGUAGUAAAAACUAAUGAGCUAUCAUUUUUCUCUGCUGCAAAUGAUUUUAUAAUUAACAGCAAGCGCUCAAGUGAGGUAAGCUGAUGAUACAGUUUUGUGUCUGAAAUGAUUCUGGGUGUCAAACGGUUUCAUAAAUCUUUAAAGAAAAGUGUSCAGGAGUUGGGCUUUUCGGUUUGUUUAAUUACACCGGGACAUUUGGAUAACGCAUCAUUAUCCUGAACGUUACACAUCGCAGAAAAACCCAUGACAGAUUUCUCCGGAGUGCUUAUUCAGUACAGUUUGUGCUACUGACGCUCUGCUAAAUUAUUCCUGACAGCAGCCAUCCAGCAGAACAUUAAACACUUCCAAUUGUUUUCCCAUCCUUGGAUUUUGAAUAUGCAGCACACCUCUUCAUGACACACCAAGUUUGUAAAAAAAAAUAAAAAUAAAACUUUGACUCAUCAUGUGUACAAUACUGCCAUCUAAUGUUAGGAAACUGUACAGCACCAUGUAAUCCAUUUUAUACACACUGAAUGGGCUAAAGAUGGACAAAGGAAAUGUUUUACUUAAAGGAUGUGUACAGUAUUUAUUUAACUUUGUGAGGUAUCAGAGCUUUUAUAUAAUGUUUCUGUAGAACAUGCAGUGCAACGUCUAUUGAUUGUUGACAGUCAGGCAUAAAGACAUGAUGUGUAAUUGUAACCCAGUCUUACACAUUUGUAUUUGGAGAUGUGUGCGUGUGUGUGUGUGUGUGUGUGUUCCAUACUGAUCUUUUUAGUCAUGUUAAUCUGCCAUGACCAUAUAAACCUGCAUAUUUUUUAUAAUAAAAAAAUAAAGUUCAAAUUUUACCGCU
Austrofundulus limnaeus is the source of this 3337-nucleotide messenger RNA. It is a transcript of the gene fgl2a, whose product is annotated as fibrinogen-like 2a. The transcript is spliced from 5 exons. NCBI's taxonomy places the organism in Eukaryota, Metazoa, Chordata, Actinopteri, Cyprinodontiformes, Rivulidae. The record is from RefSeq and is a predicted model, not a curated record. Bases 184 to 1716 code for a protein of 510 amino acids.